GUGAAGGACUGAGUUCAUUUGGAAGGAAACCCAGCCGCUCUGUUCUUGUCCGGCUUUCUCUGCCCAUUAGUUGAGUCAACUGCUGCGUUGAAAGAGUGAAGGGACUUUCUUUUAACAAGGAAUUCUUCUUUCCCAAAACAAUUUCUCAAGAACAUGACCUCUAAUUCCAAUUUAUCCAACAUGCGACGGCUGGUGGAACAACUGAAGCUUGAGGCCAGUGUGGAACGAAUCAAGGUGUCCCAGGCGGCUGCAGAGCUGCAGCAGUACUGUCUGCAGAACGCGGGCAAAGACGCCCUGCUGGUCGGAGUCCCCACAGGCAGCAACCCCUUCAGAGAGCCCCGCUCCUGUGCUGUCGUGUGAAGAGGAAGAAGAAGUGGACACGUCUGUGGCAUCUCCCCCAGUGAAGAUUAUGCUUAGUUUUUUAGGCCAUUUUUCACCUCUAUUUUAAUGUUUUUAAGAGAAACCUUUUGACUAUUUUCAAAUAAAUUUCUUUUUUUACCACA
Molecule: messenger RNA, 503 nt
Organism: Platichthys flesus (European flounder)
Lineage: Eukaryota; Metazoa; Chordata; Actinopteri; Pleuronectiformes; Pleuronectidae
Gene: gng10
Product: guanine nucleotide binding protein (G protein), gamma 10
Exons: 3
Coding region: 154-360 (68 amino acids)
Biological process (GO): G protein-coupled receptor signaling pathway
Cellular component (GO): heterotrimeric G-protein complex
Molecular function (GO): G-protein beta-subunit binding
Source: RefSeq, a predicted model, not a curated record